This is a messenger RNA of Cinara cedri, 621 nucleotides long. The record is from the annotation of a GenBank genome assembly. Lineage: Eukaryota; Metazoa; Arthropoda; Insecta; Hemiptera; Aphididae.
AUGGUAAAAAUUGGAGUGUCCUGGUUGUUGCUGGCUCUAAUGAAACUCACUUACCAAGAAAUCAAGGGCCAUGAAAUCGUAUCAUUUCAAGAAGUGUAUGAUAUUUGCCAAAUAGAACCUAGUAUCGAUAUAUGUGACUUAUUGGAAAAAUCGUCUGGUCUAGUUGACAUAAAUAAAUUGGAUUUGCCAGAAAAGCGCCGUCAGACACCCAUAUUUAACAGUUGGGGUGGUAAAAGGCAGAGCACUUAUCCAUAUGGCGGAAAACGACCGGCAUUUUCCAGUUGGGGAGGCAAACGAACUUCCGAUAAACGCAGUAGACCUAAACAAACAUUCUCUAGUUGGGGUGGCAAAAGGAAUGAAAUUGAUAGUUAUGAUGACAACGGAGAAAUGGCUGAACAUCAGAUGGAAAAAAGAGAACUAAACAACGUUAAAGAGGAAGAAAAAAAAAAUUACAAAAAUAAAAUGACUAAAGGAAUACAUACACUGUUUACUAUUUUCUCAGACUGGUCAAGGGAUCCAGAAGAAAAGAAGGGCAUUCGAUACGCAGGUCUAAAAAGUAUGAGAAGAAGUUCAGUUUUUUUUCCGUGGGGAGGUAAAAGAUCCGGUGGAAAUUCUGAUUAA